This is a messenger RNA of Juglans microcarpa x Juglans regia, 1456 nucleotides long. Its product is annotated as RHOMBOID-like protein 2. Gene Ontology annotation, molecular function: serine-type endopeptidase activity. The record is from RefSeq and is a predicted model, not a curated record. Lineage: Eukaryota; Viridiplantae; Streptophyta; Magnoliopsida; Fagales; Juglandaceae. The coding region runs from base 248 to 1207 and encodes 319 amino acids. Gene Ontology annotation, cellular component: membrane. Gene Ontology annotation, biological process: proteolysis. The transcript has 5 exons.
CAGAACGAAGCAACGGUUAAAUCUGGAACCAUUUCUUAGAAAAACUACUCCCUCUUCGGACUCCAAUACCGCGUUUCACUUCCUUCCAAGCCACUUCUCAAUCUCUCUGGUCCUACUUAUUAUUAUUUGGUACUCGAAUCUCUGCUAAAUAAUAUAAACGCAUCCUCUGUAACAUUCCAUAUCUGCACACUUCCCGUAUCGAGAAGAGUUUUGGAGAAAGAGAGGGAGAGAAAGAAAGAGAUACACAAUGGCCAGCGCUGAUCUGGAGAGAGGAGGGGCAAAGGCCAGGAGGGCGAACGACAAUUUCUAUGUUGAUAACUCGGAUCACGAAUGGACUUCUUGGUUGAUACCAAUCUUUGUGGUGGCCAAUGUUGCUGUCUUCGUUGUGGUCAUGUACGUCAACAACUGCCCAAAUAACAAUCUGGGUUUUGAAGGGGGUUGCGUGGCCAAGUUUCUUGGCAGGCUCUCGUUCCAGCCUCUCAAGGAGAACCCUCUCUUUGGACCUUCUUCUUCUACAUUGGAUAAAUUAGGAGGUCUGGAGUGGUACAAGGUAGUCCACGGGCAUCAAGCAUGGAGACUUGUCAGCUGUAUCUGGUUGCAUGCAGGUGUUAUUCACCUGCUUGCAAACAUGUUGAGCUUGGUCUUUAUUGGGAUCCGCCUAGAACAGCAAUUUGGUUUUGUGCGAGUUGGUAUACUCUAUAUGUUGUCUGGAUUUGGUGGGAGCAUAUUAUCUUCCCUCUUUAUUCAGAAAAAUAUCUCUGUUGGUGCUUCUGGUGCUUUAUUUGGCCUUCUUGGAGCAAUGUUAUCGGAGCUUAUAACUAAUUGGAGCAUUUAUAGCAAUAAGGUUGCUGCUCUAUUCACCCUUGUUGUCAUCAUUGCCAUCAACUUGGCAGUUGGAAUUCUUCCUCACGUCGAUAACUUUGCCCACAUCGGAGGAUUCUUGGCAGGUCUUCUGCUUGGAUUUGUUUUGCUACUUCGACCUCAAUUUGGGUGGGUGGAAAGACAGUAUCUUCCAGCUGAUGCCCGUGUCCGUUCCAAGCACAAGUCUUACCAAUAUGUCCUCGUGGUGGUUUCCCUGAUCUUACUGAUUGUUGGAUUUACAGUGGGAUUAGUGAUGCUGUUUAAAGGAGAGAAUGGAAACGAUCACUGCAGCUGGUGCCAUUAUCUUAGUUGUGUGCCUACCUCGAAGUGGAAAUGUGAUAACUGAUGAAAGUUUGCUCUUUCUUUAAAGUAUUUUAAUUCUCCAUGUCUUAGCAUCUUCCCGUCGCAAAUUCUUUUUCUUUCCCCCAACUAUUUUAAUUUUUCAUUUGUUACUUUCACUCAUGUACAUGCAUAUUUUCGUGGUUCCCUUCCCUGGACAUCAAGAAAGUGAAGUUGGGUACAGUUUAUACAGUUACUCGUAUUGUACACAAGCUAUUGAGUAUUGAGUCAUUAGAGAAUGAAUUUUAUUUGUUUC